Messenger RNA from Pieris rapae (cabbage white), 2514 nucleotides. RefSeq names its product solute carrier family 35 member G1. The record is from RefSeq and is a predicted model, not a curated record. Bases 170 to 1204 code for a protein of 344 amino acids. NCBI's taxonomy places the organism in Eukaryota, Metazoa, Arthropoda, Insecta, Lepidoptera, Pieridae. Gene Ontology annotation, cellular component: membrane. The transcript is spliced from 2 exons.
GUGAACUGUGAUUAUUGUCGAAAGGAUUUGGGAGUGUUGUGAAUUAUUUAAAAAUUUCUACAAUAUUAGAAAUAUGUAUAAGUAAUGAAUCAAUUCAGAUAAUAUGAAGCCUAUUAAGUACCUUCAAAAUUAAAACGACAACUUCUUUCGGCUUCGUAGAAAAAUAGCUAUGCCGGAGCAUUUGGAACUCCAGCAUCUUGUAGAUUUAUCAGUUGGUAGCGAUGAAACCUUGCCAAACCUACUCGAGAAUAAACGACCUUUGAUAAAGCGAUGUCCAUACAUUGGUUUACUCCUGGCCACAUUAUCUUCGCUUUUCUUUUCAUUAUGUUCGGUAAUAGUGAAAAGCCUAGUUAACAUAGAUCCAAUCCAACUGGCAAUGUUUCGUUUUAUUGGUGUCUUAUUGCCGACUGUGCCCAUUGUUAUUUACACUGAACAACCAAUAUUUCCACAAGGCAAACGAUUAUUACUUAUACUCCGAUCUAUUGUUGGCACCAUAGGACUAAUGUUAAGCUUCUACGCAUUUCGGAAUAUGCCAUUGGCGGAUGCUUCAGUGAUAGUUUUCUCAGUACCCGUGUUUGUUGCUUUGUUUGCUCGAGUAUUUUUAAAAGAGCCAUGUGGUAUUUGGAAUACAAUUUCAAUAAUAUUAACUCUAGUUGGUGUAAUACUUAUAACUCAUCCUCCAUUUAUAUUUGGUGAUGAAAAAGUGGAAAGCAAUGAAAAUUAUGAUAGUUUACGAGGUGCCAUUGCAGCAUUUGUCUCAACAAUAUUUGGGGCAAAUGCCUAUGUCUUGUUACGAGUACUUAAAGGUUUACAUUUCUCUGUUAUUAUGACUAAUUUUGGUGCUAUUGCUAUAUUACAAACAUUAUUUGUUUCUUUGGUUUUUGGCACAUUGUGUAUGCCAAAUUGUGGUACAGAACGACUUCUAGUUGUAUGCCUAGCUUUAUUUAGUUAUUUAGGACAAAUUCUACUCACUAUGUCUCUGCAAAUGGAGCAAGCCGGCCCAGUUGCUAUUGCAAGAUCUGCAGAUAUUGUAUUUGCUUUCCUUUGGCAAGUUAUGUUUUUUGAUGAAAUACCAAGUAAAUAUUCAGUUUGUGGAGCUGCAUUAGUUCUUUCGUCAGUAUUAUUAGUAGGUUUACGUAAAUGGGCUUUAGCUCUUCCAGCUGAGUCACAGUUAAGAAAAAUGUUAGGAGUUUUGGCACAGUAAAUAUUAUACUUUAUAUUUUUCAUACAUUAAAAUUAUUCUAAUGGUGUCUUUUGAAGCCUUAGUAUAAACAUAUUGUGGUUCCCUUUGAGUAGUUGAAGUAUAUUGAAUGUAGGCCUAGGUAAUGUUUAAAAUUUCUAAUUCAGUUCCUUCUAGUCAGUUAUUUAUUUAAUGAUAUUUACAAUAAGUUUAAACUUAUCAAAUUUGUUUAAUACACUGUUAACAAUUUUUAUUUCUUAAGUCAUUGUGUUAUGAUUCUUAUAAGUCCUCUAGUACUAAAACAAAUACUCCAAAGACUGUUAAACAGAAUGUAUAGACUAUAGUUUAAAUUAACAAACUGUAUGUCAAUGGGAUAGUGAAUAUUGUACCCAGAAAAGAGAUAUUAUCCCUACUAAAAUUAAAUCAUUCCUAUAGUGUUAAUAGGUAAUGUGUGUUUGCAUUAUUAAUUUAGUUUCUAUGAUGAAACUUUAUUUUAACAUAUUUUUUCAGUAAUGCAAAAAACAUGUUUAUUUAUCAUCAUAUUAAAAUGCACAUGCACAAAUACCAUAUGUGUACAGUGCUUGCACCUUGCCAGUAAUAUUUUUAAAUUCUAUAUUUGGUAAGUAUGCUGCAUUGUAUCAAACUAUGCAAUAAUAUAUUUAUUCAAUUAUUUAAAGUGGCUUAUAGUAUUGUUACUUAUAUGUAUUUAAUGUUAAUUGCAUCAAAGCUAAGUAGGCAUAAACUUAUAAGCUGGAGUUAUGUAACUCAUGUUAGGUAAAAAUGUUUUAGUGUAGUCAUGCAAUAAUUAGAUCUGACUACACUGGGCUUAAUUUUGUAAGAUGGAUUAAAUAUAUUUAGUUCAGUAUGUAUUCUUCAGUUAGGAUUCUUACAAUUAAAAAUUCAGUGCUAGAUUAAAUAUAAGCUAGUCAUUUAAGUAAUACCUUCCAUUUUGUGUUCCUUGUUGGCCUUAUCUUGCAUGUCUGGGUUGUGUGCUUACCAUGAUUAUCAAGCUUAAAAACUAUUCUGGUAUUUGAGUGACCACUUAAAUACAAUAGUACAGGCCCAAAAACUCCUGAUUAUUGUAGUAAAUACAAUUUUUCACCAUACUAAUUUUGUAUCUACAUUUCCUUCAUUUACAUAUAUAUUAAAAUGAAAUUUAUCAUAGUAAAAAUGAAAUUUAGAAUAUAAUAUACAACUAGUCACAAGCCACUGUUUUUAUUGCGCUAUUAAAUAUUUAAGAAUUGUUUUAUUAUAAGAAAUCAUCAAUCUAUUUAGAAAAUAUUAAAUUGUGAUAUUUUUCCUCACCUAUGUAAUGAGUUCUAUUGCUUAUUAAA